AAUUUCCAAUCAAAAUAGCCUGCGCAUCACUGACAUGACAGUUUAAAAAAGCCCAAGCUAAUUUCCAGCUGUACAGUAAAGGAAGUAAAUCAUUAUGCUAGUGAAAUGAAAAAAUAAUGUCAGCUUUAUACACACCGAACGGCCUCCCCAUGGUCAAUGGGGAAAGAGUUGAACUCCGUAGAUCACCAGGAAGUUUGAAUGGUGGGACAUCAUUUGAUGUGAUCACUCCGCCUAGUUCUGGACAGAGAACUCCAGCAGACUUAAGUUAUGUUAAUCCGAUGGGAAUGGGUCAGAUAUCUAUGACUGAUGUUACCCUGGAGCAGGCUGUGGACCGAGUCCAGGAACUGAUGAAGGAGAAUAAAGACUUAAGAGAGUAUAUGAAGGAGAACAAUGAGAUGAUGAGACAACAGUAUGAGGCUUUGGCCGAGUACAAGGCAAAGGUCCAGGAGAGUAAUGCACAAACCAAAGAAAAGUUUGAACAGACACGCAAUGUUAUUCUGGAACUAAAAAAGGAGAAUGGAAAACUUAAGUCCUCCCUACAGACUCAAUCUGAUGAAGCAAGCUGCACUCUGUCUGAAAGGCUGGCAGAUUUGGAAAGGACCAAAACAAAGUUAAAGGAAGAAAAUUCUGUAAAAGACCAAGAGAUUGGCUGUCUGAGGCAUCAGUUAAAAGAGCUUUCUCUUCACAAUCAGUCAAAUCAGGACAAAAGUACUGCAAGUGAUGUGGUUUUUGUUACAAACACAAAAGAAGAUGAGGAAAGACUAAGGAAAAUGGAAUCAGAAAGAGACCAUUGUGCCAAAGAGGUGGAAACUCUGACUUUACAGAGACAGGUCGACCAAAUGGAAAUUUCUAAAUUAAAAACUGAUGUUAGUAUGAAUAAAAGACUGCAAGAAGAACAAGAAAAGUUGUCACUUGAAAAUGUGGAGCUAUCAGAAAAAUUACGAACAAUUAUAAAUGAAAAUAAAACACUAAAAGCAGAUAUGAAGAAGAAGAAAUUAGAAAUUUCAGAUUUGAUGAGCAGCAUGGAAGAGCUUUCAAAGCAAAAUCAUGAAAAUGAAGAAUUUCUUAAAGGUGCUGGCUACACAUUGGUGGAAGGUUCACUGAAACAAGGGGACAGAUGGGAGUUCCCAUCCCUACAGACAAUGGGAUCAGCUCGAGAAGAGGACCAGCUACAGAGACAGGGCAUGCGUGUGGCCACACCCUCAGAGGUCAUGGUUCAGAUCCAGGACAACAGUAAGGCUGAACAACUCCAGCGACAGCUCUCACAGAAGGAAAGACAGAUGGAUCAGCUUGUGAUGGAACUACACCAGAAGGACCAGGAGCUGCAGCAUCUCCGAGAUUUCAACAGCAAACAGACUCAGUCACCCACGUACACGGGAGAUAUGCAGAGUCUGAUGUCCCAGAAUGUAGCUCUCAUGUCAGAAAUCAAAGAAACCAGUGCAAAAUUAGAGUCCACUAAACUCGCUCUGGAAAAGAAAACCACCAAGACUACAGAGCUUGAAGAGAGAUUGCAGAUCAAUGAUAACAUACAAGCACAAAGGAAGGAAGACAGUGCAAUAAUGGACACUCUCCGUUUAUCUCUGAAGGGAUAUGAGGAGGCACUGAAUGCGGAGCGCAGAGAACACCAGAACACCAAGAAACAGUUGGUGGAACUAAAACAAACAUUUAACAAUCUCACUGCUGACUACAAAAGUAUCUUGCAUACUUUUGAAUCCUUCAAGGAAAACAGUAUGAAACAGCAGAAACUGUCUGUUGACCCUAGUGAGAAAGAGCGGCUAUUGGACAAGAUCAGUCGGCUUACAGCAGAAAUGGUUUCUGGGGAAGAAGCUGGAAAAUAUCGGGAGGCACAGAUGAAAAGGAUGAAGGAAGAAAUAGAGAAACUGAAAGUAGAUAACGAGACCAUUCCAGUUCUACGGGCACAGGCUGAUGUCUGGAAGAUGGACUUUGACGCCGAAAGAAAUUCCAGAGAACGACAGCAUGCAGAGAAUCAGCAGCUGAAACAGGAAUUUCAUAGCCUACAACUUCAGAAUCAGCAACUUAUGGAUGAACUGGAGACAUUGUCCAAGGGCCAGUUUGCCGAGAUGCAACGUAAACAUGGUGGAGUAGGGUCACACCAACAACAGAUGCAGAACUAUCUACAGGUCGGGACUCGACAGGCCCCUGUCGUCCACAGACCACCAAUUCAGUACCCUUACCAGGACAACAUUAAUAUGACACCUCCUGCACCUCACACACAACAGUCAGCCCACUCAUAUGUAAACUACCCCUACCCCCCACAGCAAUAUCCAGGUGGGGUGGAGGCAAGCCAUGGACAGCCAGCAUCGAGGGGCAUUGAAAGCUACCAGGAGGAAGGAGAGUACCAGCCGCUGUGUUGUCCCAAGUGUGGUAUACAGUGUCCUGAAGUAGAUACCCUACAGAUACACGUCCUGGAAUGCAUCGAUCACUAAAGAUACCCUACAGAUACAUGUACUGGACUGUAUCGAUCACUAAAGAUACCCUAUAGAUACAUGUACUGGACUGUAUAGAUCACUAAAGAUACCCUACAGAUACAUGUACUGGACUGUAUAGAUCACUAAAGAUACCCUACAGAUACAUGUACUGGACUGUAUAGAUCACUAAAGAUACCCUACAGAUACAUGUACUGGACUGUAUAGAUCACUAAAGAUACCCUACAGAUACAUGUACUGGACUGUAUCGAUCACUAAAGAUACCCUACAGAUACAUGUACUGGACUGUAUAGAUCACUAAAGAUACCCUACAGAUACAUGUACUGGACUGUAUCGAUCACUAAAGAUACCCUACAGAUACAUGUACUGGACUGUAUAGAUCACUAAAGAUAUCCUACAGAUACAUGUACUGGACUGCAUCGAUCACUAAAGAUACCCUACAGAUACAUGUACUGGACUGUAUCGAUCACUAAAGAUACCCUACAGAUACAUGUACUGGACUGUAUUGAUCACUAAAGAUACCCUAUAGAUACAUGUACUGGACUGUAUAGAUCACUAAAGAUACCCUACAGAUACAUGUACUGGACUGUAUCGAUCACUAAAGAUACCCUAUAGAUACAUGUACUGGACUGUAUAGAUCACUAAAGAUACCCUACAGAUACAUGUACUGGACUGUAUCGAUCACUAAAGAUACCCUAUAGAUACAUGUACUGGACUGUAUCGAUCACUAAAGAUACCCUACAGAUACAUGUACUGGACUGUAUCGAUCACUAAAGAUACCCUAUAGAUAUAUGUACUGGACUGUAUCGAUCACUAAAGAUACCCUACAGAUACAUGUACUGGACUGUAUCGAUCACUAAAGAUACCCUACUGAUACAUGUACUGGACUGUAUCGAUCACUAAAGAUACCCUACAGAUACGUGUACUGGACUGUAUCGAUCACUAAAGAUACCCUACAGAUACAUGUACUGGACUGUAUCGAUCACUAAAGAUACCCUACAGAUACACGUCCUGGACUGUAUUGAUCACUAAAGAUACCCUACAGAUACAUGUACUGGACUGUAUCGAUACCCUACAGAUACAUGUACUGGACUGUAUCGAUCACUAAAGAUACCCUAUAGAUACAUGUACUGGACUGUAUCGAUCACUAAAGAUACCCUAUAGAUACAUGUACUGGACUGUAUCGAUCACUAAAGAUACCCUACAGAUACAUGUACUGGACUGUAUCGAUCACUAAAGAUACCCUACAGAUACACGUCCUGGAAUGCAUCUAUCACUAAAGAUACCCUACAGAUACAUGUACUGGACUGUAUCGAUCACUAAAGAUACCCUACAGAUACAUGUACUGGACUGUAUAUAUCACUAAAGAUACCCUACAGAUACAUGUACUGGACUGUGUUGAUACCCUACAGAUACAUGUACUGGACUGUAUCGAUCACUAAAGAUAUCCUACAGAUACAUAUACUGGACUGCAUCGAUCACUAAAGAUACCCUACAGAUACAUGUACUGGACUGUGUCGAUACCCUACAGAUACAUGUCCUGGAAUGCAUUGAUUCAAAUUCUGGAUUGUAUUGAAUGUUAACACUACAAGAUAAAACAAAUGCAAUUGUGAUGGUAGUUGUGAUGAAGUGAGACUUCUUGUUGGUUUAAUAUUUCUCAAAUUGAUCAAAAUGUCUUAAUUAACAGGAUUUGUUUGUGCUGUCAUGUAUCCAACACAAUAUUUUCUUUUGACCAUUUUAAUGAAAACAUACUGAUAAUUACACAAUGAUGAUGACAAGAAUAUUCCCUCUAUUGGUUUGUGUCUAGAUGACAAUACAUGUAUCACGAUAUGGUAAUAUGUUUUGACAUUAUAGAUGUGAAUUCAUAACUAUAAUGAUGCUGUUCAUCUGUACACUUUCUGUCCUCUAUCUGUCCUCCAUCUUCCUCUAUCUGUCCUCUAUCUGUCCUUCUGUCCUCCCUCUGUCCUCCAUCUGUCCUCUAUCUGUCCUCCAUCUGUCCUCUAAUGUAUACAUUUGGUGUGUGUUGUAAUAUAUAUAUAUAUAUUUUUUUUUUUUUUUUUGUUAUCAUGGAAAAUACAUAUCUUGUUAUUGAAAAUUACCUUGAUAUUGUAUUCAUUUUGUAACUGCUUUUUAAAUUAUGAUCCUAGAGUAAGUUAUUGUAAUUACAUCUACCAGUUUAAUUAUCCUUAUUUGAACCAUCUGCAACAUCCAAUUGUUACAUUCUGACGAGUGCUGCCCCUGGAUGUCAAGGAUGUUGUAUGGACUAAUAUAGUACACCACCUUUGUCCAUGAAACAUGUUACAUUGAAAAGUUCAGUAAAACCAGUUUUCCUAUACAUGUAUGUUCAAAACUAGUAUAAAACAUAAUAUGUAAACAGAGAAUUUUUUAUCUUGUACGCUUAAGGGUCUUGUAUGUUAGACCUCUUGUAUACACCUGUAUCCACGGCUGGUUCACCUGGAUUUCUACAAUGGAACGUUGACCUUCUGGGACGUUGUUUUUAACGCCCACCGUCCCAUUCCUCUUAUUGAAUUGCAGUAAUAGUUUAUAUUUAAGUGGUACACUUAUUAUCACUUGAGGGCCUGGGUUGGUAUUAAUCAGUAGCAUACUGGUAGGAAAAUCUUAUCACAUCGUACAAAUUAAUGAUAUUCCAACUUCCUCGAUAGAAAAGGUCAAACGUACGGUAGACUUCACUACUUUUCUUUUAAUAGGCCCAUAUGGUGAGAAAUAUUAUUUUUGUUGAACUUGUCCUACUAUGAAAGAUGUUUAUUUGUAAAACCAUGAGCCUCUUGUUACAACUGUGGUGUUUGAUUUGUCUAAGUCUAUGGUUCCCCACUCUGUACAUGUUAUAUAUGAUGGUAUAAUUGAGAUUUAUUUACAGUAUAGAUCUGCAAUAUUCAUGUGAACAAUUUAUGUCCAGUUUUUAGGGAAACAACUCUCAAAGUAAAUCAAUGAUUUAAAAAAACAACCUUGCAUUGUUUUCACAUUAUAAUCAUAAUUAAAGAGGUAUUGUCGAUUGUUUUCCUCUAACUGAUUAUAUAUACAUGUAAUUAUCAUUAUAGGGUACCAAUGAUAAUUAUCUACUGAUUUUAAACAUACAAAACUUGCAUUUCUCACAAAAUAUAUUCCAAGAUAAAAGAAAGUUUGAUACGUUUUCAUAUAAAAAUUAUAUACAUCAUAGUUAUAUCAAGCGACAAUGAUUUUGUGAGUAUCGUAGAUCCUUAUGAAAUGAAGAAUUUAAUUAAUUUCUGUUACAAGUCUUCAACUAGAAGUGGCCUUAUGCUGUAACCAAAGUUUAUUGUAAUAAUAAAUAUUCAAUUUAAUAUGUGUUAAAAUCUUGUACAUGAAUGAGACAUUUAUAUAGUAAUCCUGGGUAAAGGAUUUAUAGUUUGUUUACCAGAUAGAGUUCAUUAUGCCUGAGAUAGAGUUUAUUAUGCCUGAGAUAGAGUUUAUUAUGCCCGAGAUCGAGUUCAUUAUGCCCGAGAUAGAGUUUAUUGUGCCUGCGUUACUUGCUAUAGUAAUAAUUAGAUUUGCUAGCGAGUUUAUUUAUUAUACAUUUACAACUUGAUGAUGUUGAUGUUAUUGUACAUGUAUAGAUAAAGUUUUGAUGGUAAUAAUGAGUGAUAGUGUUCAGUAAGCAUCAUUUUGCUUUUUUGUAAUAUAAUAUCCUUAUAAGUUACAAAAUAAAUAAUGAUACAGUAUAUUUCUCACACUUGGAACUCAUUAGAUACAGUAUGUGAAUUGCUUUAGGACGGCUUUAUUGCUGUGAUAUUAUUGAUUAUUAUAAUUAAGCUUAGAUAAAAAGUCUCAGAAGUUUUCAUGACAGUUAGCAACUUAAUCAGCAUCACAGAAACGUGGUACCCAUACAUGUCAAGACCAUGAAUUUGGAGGUCCUUGUAACAGUUAGAUCCACCUGGUGCAAUGCAAAGUUCUUUUUUUCUUGUUUUGGUUUUUAUUUGUAGUUUCAUGUUAAUUCAAGGUUAAUUAAUUGUUAUGUUCAAUGGAAAACUAAUUGUCCCAGUAAUUGAUGGACCAAUGCAAAGAUGUUAUAGGUAUAUACAUUGUAUAUGUAUGCUACCUUUUAAAGCAGAUUUCAAGUGGUUAGAACAUUUUUUCAUGGAAAAUAAUUUGAUAUUGUUACUGAUAUGGUUAUACAUCUGGCCACCAUCUGUCGUAUGUUAGCCUUUAACAACAGUUAUAGGUCCAGUUAUUUUAAUUCAUUAUUGCCUGUUGAAAUGUGCCAUAGUAUUAACUAUACAUGUAUAUAUAUAUAUCACGAUGUGUUGUCCUGUAUAACUGGUGAUCAUUUCAGUCACACACUGGGUGUGAGAGGUUGUGUAUCACUAUGUAACACUUAGUAUCAUUUAGAUAAGCCUUUAAUUUGGGGGAGAGAACUAUCUUGGAGGUAUGGUGGGGUGUUGGGAAUAUGGAGAAGAUGUACAACAUACCAGUGAGGGGAAAGUUUCCACCAUGAGUUUUAUAGAUGCAAAUAUUUAUAUAAUUGAUCAAUUAAUUAAUCAACUAUUUUUUUUUCUAACCUUAUUAUAAGAAGCAGUAUGAAUUUUCUUUUUCCCAAAAUGACAUUCUUAGGGGAUGCCAUUUGACAAUGUGCUACUGAUCAAUUUAUUCCACUCGCAUAUUUUAAUACAUGUAUAUAUGAUACAAAAGACUAGGACAAUCUGUUUGCUGCAUGGUUAAUUUAAAUCCAAGCUAUAUACUUUGAUGUCAUGAUAAAACGAUAAGAUUUUAUCACGACUCACUUUAGGUGUGAAUCUUCAUAAAUUCGUGAGUGAAAUGUGAGCGAUAGGUAUUAAAUGACAUGUACUAUAUUCAGAGUCUCAACAGGUUAAUUAGAAUUAAUUUGGCUAGGUAAUUCUAGCCAAAAACCAAUGAAAACUUCUGAUUCAUGUUGGUAGGCUAUAUCAUCUUGUAUUUUUUCGCUGUAUAAAGCUAAUGAGUACUUUAGAUAACAGGGUGACAAACCAAUGUUAAAUUGUUUGUCUUAGUCUGGUUGUGUACCGUGUAGUUUUAUACUAAAACAUGCAGGUAUCCUCUAUAUACCACCCACAUGUAAAAUGUGGAUUUUAAACUGAAUUAAAAUUUCAGAAUGAAUGUGAUAUCUUCUUAAUUUUUCCCCCGUGAUAUUGAUGAAUGUUGAUAUAACUACAUACAGAAAUAUAUAUAUAUAUAUAUUCAUAUUCAUGAUGUUUGCUUGUCUCAUUCUAAUUUGAACUAUAUACAUUUUGUAUCUUGAAAAAAGUUUAUCAGUUCUGAUAAUUUUCAUCUUCUGGCAAACCUUAUUUUGCUAAAAAAAAUUUUGAUGAAAAUUUUCGAACUAAUUCCAUUUUCUGUUUAUUAUUUUCUAUGGCUCUCGUAGAAAGUUGAAAAUGUUGGUGUGCAAUGAUAAUGUAAAUGAUAUAAUGCACUAAAAUUUGAAUGCACCAAAAUAAGCAUGUUUAUAUAAUUAAGCAAAUAACAGAUAAGAUAUUGUAAGGAAAUUCAUGUUCCAUCAUUAUUUAGCAGACCUGUACACCAGUCAUUUUGAUGAUGGUGUACAAGUUGGCUAUGUCAACUUUAUUGGUAUGUGUAUAACAGAGUCCAUGUUUAACAUUGAUGUUAUGUGCGCAAAGUACACAAACAAUUGUUAUGAAAUAUCUCUGCAGAUUGUGUAAAUAUCAAUUGUCUUCGUAAUAAAGAUGAAUUAAAUUAAAUUUUGAUU
Molecule: messenger RNA, 8163 nt
Organism: Pecten maximus
Lineage: Eukaryota; Metazoa; Mollusca; Bivalvia; Pectinida; Pectinidae
Product: NF-kappa-B essential modulator-like
Exons: 14
Coding region: 117-2447 (776 amino acids)
Biological process (GO): regulation of canonical NF-kappaB signal transduction
Cellular component (GO): cytoplasm; nucleus
Molecular function (GO): K63-linked polyubiquitin modification-dependent protein binding
Source: RefSeq, a predicted model, not a curated record